GAGGGGAAAGGCAGCGCGGAGGGACGGGCGCUGCCAGCUAGCGGGAGGCUGUUCCUCCUCAGUGCUUGCGCGGUGACAGAGAAAGUGUCCCGUCUUCACCGGGUUAGUGGAUGCUUUCUGCCUUCGGAGACGCGUUCCCCGGGAGGGUGUUUGUAGUCUGCGGAAAGCGAGGCUACCAGGGAGUGCAUCCCCUCCCUGCAGGAGAGCUGUCCGCAUUUCCUCUUUUCCUUAGCCUGGCUAAUGAUCCGCAGCGCGGAUCAUCCGUUCUGAGCGUUCCGAAGGAAGUUUCGGUUCACGUGCUGGCAGAGGUGGUUUGAACGAUGUGCGUUGACUUAGUGAUGAUGAGUGAGCUCGGGCUCCGUUUCCAGGGUAGUGUCCUGCUGUCUGGAGGCAGUGAACCGCCGGGAAAAUGUCAUAACUGCUGAAUGACCUCAUGUUAAAGCAGCUUAACUAAAAACGAUUUUUAAAAAUGCUUCGGAAGCUACUCUGAGCUGUGUAGCUUUCUGUUAAUGCAUCGAUGUUGUCACCAUUACUGCCUUGCAAGUCUGUGUAAUUGCUGACUAUAGGAAUGUGAGGAUUGUAAGGUGUGGGUUGAGGCUGGAUUCAGUUUGACCUUUGUACCCUAGUACCUGUCGACUCGUUUAAUUUGUCCUCGUGACUACUCCUUACAAUACAGUUUAGGAGAUGGACUUUAUAAUAUGCUGUUUGCUAUUUCUGAUAUAUUUCAACUAUUGCAUUGGUAUGCAACUAACAUGUCUGAUAUUGAAAUGAUGUAAUUCCCCCGUAAUCCUCAGUUUCUUCUUUUAGUGUAGUUUUUCUUCUGAAUCAACUUUUAAAUUGCCAUUCCAGGUUAUUUUAUAUUUUCGUCAUCACUCCUUGAUGUAGUGCAUAUACUGGUAAUUUUACCUGAGUAGGAAAAUAAACUCAGAAGGUUUAGGCAAGAGAAUUUUCAAGACCCAUGUUAGCCAAAUAAGAAAUUAUGUCUACAAUUUAAAAGAGACAGUAGGAAAAAAGGCCUCAAAAAUUUUCCUAUCAGCUUUUCCAUGUUUCUUGAAUGAAUAUUGUUGAAAAACAGUUAUAGACAGAAAUGCAUUUUUUGCUGCAUUGUUCUCAAUGCAUGAGUGUUUGGGAUUAUUUAUAUGAUCAGGACUUUACAUUACACAAAACUUGCACAGGUUUCUGUGGCACAUAAUGUCAUUUGAAACUGAGCGAGUCCAAAGGAGAUAUAUGAACCUCGUGUGUUUUUUUCUUCUGGCAGGUGGCAGUCACAUCUCCUGAUUCUUUGAAGCUCGGUGCACCAGCUGCAAGGUCUCUGAAAGGAUAAGAGGAGGAUGCAAGUGCCCAGUGUAGAUUUUCCCACUGCUGUGUGGAGAUGUGCAGGUUCAGUGUGUGCUGCUCCUCCUGGGCAGUGCCUGUGUUGAGCAGAGGGCGGCUGUGAGGGCAGCUGCUGCUGAGGGAUUGUUGCAGGAUCGGUGGGUGAAACCCGCUGGAGUGGCAAGGGCAGCAAUGGCAGGGUUGAGGGGCCACGUGUGUGUGAAGAGGCGCACUGGCCGUGCUGUCUGUCUGGGUGCAGGGACGUGGGUGUACCUGUGUGCGAACAUAAGUGUACAGAGCAAGAGGUGCAGCUGGGUUAGUGAAGUGCUGUGUGUGCAUAAAGUGAAACUCUUCGAGGAAGGGUGCGGAAGAGGACUUGAUGCUGUGCCUCCUUGUGUGGCCCCGGAGCUGGACCGUCGUGAGGUUGGGUGCAGGAAGGGAGAGCCAGAAGUGUGUGUGGUGGCAUCUGAAAUGUGCUGAAGUUGGCAUUUCUCUUCCUUUUGGAGUUGGUGUGUUGUUGGCCAGUUGGUGAGCUCCCCAGGAAGGGAAGCGGUGAUGGGAGAGGGUCUCUUUGGGGAGAACAGGGCACACCAGCCUUUCAUGGGGCCCCUGGUGGCAGCGCUGCAGUUGUGAGAGAGCCUUGUGCAGGUAGGUGGGCAGCAGUCACUGGCCUUGGUGUGCUGGAGGAGGGGCACUCUGGUGCUGUGCCUAGAGCUGGAGGGCCUUGAGGAGAGUGAGGUGGCCUUGUGGCUGUGCUCAUGUUGCACAGGAGCUGCUGGGGGCGAGGAUGAGGCGUUUGAGGUGCACCAGUGUGCUGUGCUCAGUGUUGGAGUGGAGCCUGUGUGCAGCACACACUUGGAGUGCACACACAGGGUUGUUGCUGGGCUGUGCGAGAGCUGCGUGCCUUUGGUGUGCGGCCGAGGCAGGGAGGUUCCCGUGGCGGGAGCGCCCCUGCGGUGAGCGAGCGCCUGGGAGGAGGAGGCCCAGCUGGGAGCACAGAGCCUGCCCCGCAGCUCUUGUGCCUGGCGCUCCCCAAGGUCCCAAGGGCGCAGCUGGGUGUUCCUGGAGAAGCCCCAAGUGUGUGCAGGCCUGUGAGUUGGGGGGCUGGGAGGGCUUUGGGUUGCGCUGGCUCUGGCCUUGAAAGCGCCUCCCGCGCUGCCCGGGCUUCCUGGGCCGGAGCCCUGGCUGGACGGUUUCUGCCACCAUUUUGUGGGAGGGAGAUGCCAUUUUGUUCAGUGUUGCAGCUCCUGCUUCCUUGUAUACCAGGAAGUACUCAGAUAUCAAAAUAUUUAUAUGCAGCGCAUGCAUUGGGUAUGUAGAUAUUUAGAGUUGUCUGUAAGAAGGAAUGAAUCAGUAGAUUCAUACUUAGAUCCGCUAAUUAUAGACAUUUCUAGAGGUAUAUGAAUGAGAGAUUUGUAAUGGUAAAAUCAUAAGCCUGAGGUAGGUAAAGCAGUCUUUCUUGAGAGCUGAUGGAAGGAAUCUGUAGAUGUGGAUGAAAUGCAUUGCACAAGGAUAAAAGGCAGGUUCAGGCCUUCUGCUUUGCGUGGCUGUAGAAAAGCACCGAGCUGUUUGGGGAGCAGCCAGGAGGCGGCACAGGGCACUGGGACGUGCCCGAGGGCUGUGGAGCUGUGUGAGGUGGCUGCCAGGCAGGCCUCAGCAAGCACCGUGACAUGUCCCCAGAACAUGGCUCGAGGUCUGUCCCUCGAUCCAGGCUGAGAAGGCUCCAUGCCUGGGCAGAGCGCAGUGGGAUGGUCAUGCAGAGCCCUGGGGCAGGCUCUGGGCAUGCCGUGGCCCUACCAGACACAAGCAACACAGGCUGAAAAAACAGAAGGCCAGAACAAAAUCCCUGUGUCGGAGGAUCAUGUACCUGGGGACUUAAGUUGUGUUUUCUCUCUGAAGAGUCUGUGGUGUCGAGGCAUUGUGCACUUGUGGGUAAGAUGUUGCAUGCCCCAGAUGCAUGCUGUUUCCAUGGUGGAGUGGAGGCAUGAGCGUUAGUGAAGCUGCUGGCUCAGGGGCACAUGGAGCAGCUCCCGUCUCUCUAGAGGGACACCCUGCACCACAGAUUGUGGAGUGCUGUGACAGGGGCUGGUGGUUGUGCCCUCUCUCACUUUCAGUGGAAGUUUUAGCCCUGCAGGUAGUAAGGUGUCAUCAAAUCACAAAAUAUCCUGAGUUGGAUAAAAUGACCCACAGGAUCAUCAAAAUCCAACUCCUUGCCCUGCACAGGAACUAAACGAAUCCCACCAUGUGCCUUAGACCUUUGUCCAAGCGUUUCUUGGCCUCUCUCAGACCUGGUGCUGUGACCACUUCUAUUGGGAGCCUGUUCUAGUGCUCAGUCAUCCUCUGGAUGAAGAACCUUCUCCUGAUAUCGAGUCCAAACCUUCUGUGACACCAUUUUGGCCAUUCCCAGGGGCCCUGUCACUGGUCACAGGAGUGUAAAUAUCAGUGUCUGCUGCUCCUCUUACCCUCACAAGGAAGUUGUAGACUGCAAUGUGGUCUCUCCUCAGUCUUCUCUUGUCUAGACUGAGCAGACCAAGUGACUUCAACCUCAUAUGGGUUCCCCUCACAGCCCUUCACCAUGUUUGUUCCCCCCUUUGGACACUUUAACAGCUCAAUGUCUUUCUCAUACUGUGGCACCCUGAACAGCCCCCAGCACUCGAGGUGAGGCUGCCCCAGAGCAGAGCAGAGCAGAGCAGAGUGGUAUAAUCCUCUCCCUUGCCUGGCUGUGAUGCUGUGCCUGAUGCACCCCAGCACACGGGUGGCCCUCCUGGAUUCCAGGGCACUGCUGACUCAUGUUCAGCUUCCCAUUGGCAGGACCCCCACGCCACUUUCCAUGGUGCCUCUCUUUCCCCAGCUGCACACACCUCCAGAAUUGCCCUGUCACAGGUACAGUAUCUAAUACUUGUCUGUGGUGGGUCAGUUGCUUAGCAGCACCCACCCCUCUUCUGUGCAUGUGGUCUCUCGUGAUUGUCUGGCAGAGCCAACCUGUGCAUGAUGGUUGCUGCACUCCUUUGUCAGCACUUUUUGACACUGUCGUGCCCUGUGUGUUCCAUACCACAUGAUGCUUGGCUUGCACUACCAUGGCCCUACAGGCCUACCCAGAAGUAUCACAGUCUCCAGACUGAGUUGUUGCAUUCUGGUUUUUUGAGGGAGAGAGCUUGAAUAGUAAAACCCAGUGAUUUUAGCCUGUAUGUAAAAAUGCCUUUUUUUUUUCUUCUUUUUUUCUUUUGGAGACAGGGCUGUAGGUGAAGAUGCAGGAACCAGAACUUGUUGCAAAAGCCCUGCGAGCUGUUCUUCACGCCUUUAAAAAUGGUGUACGUUUGUCAGAACUUCAGAAUGAAUAUAGAUCCCUGACCAAUGAGUUCAUUCCCUUCAGGCACCUAGGAUAUGACACACUGGAAGGCUACUUGGAAAGUAUCCCAGGAGUGGUCAGAGUGGAAGAGAACAAAAUGGGAGAGGUAAUUUGCCAUGCUGUUAGUUGCAAUGAAACUGUACGAGUUGCUCAACUGGUGGCCCGACAGAGGAGUUCCAAGAAGAAAACAGUCCGGCAGGUGAACUGUCAGAUGAGGCUGAAGAACACAUCACCAGUCAGUUUAUCAGGAAAGCCCAAAGGAACUUUGCGGCAGCCCCGGUCUUUGAACAUGCCAGAAGAAGGCAGUUCUAAGAGGCCUGUGCCUCGCCUGCCCCGAGGCAGAGAAGUGGCAUGUGGAGGUGUGAAACCUGUGGUGGAGAGUGCCCGAUCUGCCUUACCUUCAGCUGCUGGGAGUGGACCACCUAAAGAAAUCCCCAUGCAGAGGCAUGUCACUGUGGUAAACAGAUCUGAGAAGAGGCUGACUGUCCCACCACGAUUUCAAAAGGAGUUGCAAGUUCACCUGUCCAGAAGCUCUUCCACAGAGUCAAAUGAUAGCUUGAAUACAUCCACUGCAGAGGCACAUACUGUUGCCCCUGGCUCUUCUGCUGCUGAUAUCCAUGAACUUCAAAGUCGCAUUAAGGAGCUGCUGAGCAAGUACAGCAGUGGUGUCAGACUGUCAAAGAUGCCUCAGAUAUAUCGGGAAAUGUACUGGGAGGACCUGAGCACAGAAGUGCUCUAUCAGCUUGAGAACUGGCCUCAUGUGUGCACAGUAGACAGCAUCCACAGCCUUUCCCUCACCCUCUGGGGACAUCACCUGGUCGUGAAAGGACAUCAGGUUGGUCAGGUGGAGAAAAUACAUAGAGGUGAUCCAAUAGAUGGAUUUGUUUAUCCUGCUAAGAAAAUACCACCAGCAGCAAAAAGCGAUGCUGAGCAAGAAAAGGCAUCUCAGAAUAUUACUUCACCAAAAGCAGACCCUUUGUUAAAGCCAAAUAUGGAGACCACACCUGCAUCACUCAGUAGCGACUUCAAAGCAAAAGUUGUUGGCAUCUUGCUGAAGUAUUCCAAUGGUCUUUGGGCUCAUGCACUUCCCAAAGUGUACCAAGACACUUACCAAGUAAAAUUCCCAGAAGACAUUCUGAAUAAUCUAGAGUUGCUGGCAGAUGUAUGUGUUGUGGACUACGUAUCUGAAGUCCCCAGAAAGGCGAUCCUCUAUGCUAAACCCCAGAAAUGCAUUGAUGAAAAUCUGAAUGUCACUGAGAAAGUCAAGAGGCAUGAUAGUGUGAAGGCCACAGCUGAACAGCAGUAUGAAGAAUCCAAGGACCAGUACCUAGAAAACAUAACUGUUCCUUCUCUAAUUAUUCCAUCAGAAGGAUCUGUGUCCAUCAUGGUGUUAGAAUUGAAAAACACUAAUGAGGUCCUGAUUAGGUAUGUGGGCAAAGACUAUUCUUCUGCCCAGGAACAAAUGGAAGAUGAAAUGAAAGCAUACUACAAUCAGACCAGUACAGUGUCAUCAGCUCAGUCUCUGAGUGUUGGGCAGCUUGUUGCAGUACAUGCUGAAGAAGAUGCCUGGUUGCGUGCACGGAUAAUUUCUCUGGAGGACAACAGAGUAAAGGUAUACUAUGUUGAUCAUGGCUUCAGUGAAUUUGUUGAAAGCAACAGUGUGUGCAGACUCCAGAAACAAUUCAGAUCACUUCCUUUUCAAGCUGCAAAAUGUAAACUGGCAGGACUGGAAGCCUUCUGUGAUGAUCCUGUCCUAGUAAAGGCUGUGGAAUCACAGACAUGUUUCAAGAUAUUUGCUGUGGAAGUACUGGAAAAGAGUGAUACUCCUCUUCUUGUUCUCUAUGACACUUCUGGAGAAGAUGAUAUCAACAUCAAUGCUACUUGUCUGAAGGCAUUGUAUGACAAGUCCCUUGAACUGCACCUACAGGCAGAUACACUAUAUACCAAUGUCAGAGUAACCAGUGUUUCCUCUGAUGGGAGCCUGUAUUGUCAAGUGCCAUCCAAAGGCUUGUCUAGGCUUUCUGAAAUAUUGCAGAAACUAGAAGACUACUUUAUUUACAAGACAUCUGAGUUCAAUGUAUUGCUACCUUUCUGUGGCAAAAUCUGCUUGUUUCCUUCCAAAGGAAAAUUGGCACGUGUAGAGAUAAAAAUUAUUCACACUAGACGGGCACUUGAUGUGCAAUUUAUGGAUACUGGAACAGUUGCAACUGUAAAAGUAUCAGAGCUCAAAGAAAUCCCACCACAAUUCCUGAGAGAAGUAAUUGCAAUACCUCCUCAGGCUUUGAAGUGCUGUCUGGCAGAUCUGCCUCCUAACACUGGCAUGUGGACUCCAGAUGCUGUUCUGUGGCUGCGAGAUGCUGUAAUAAAUUGUCCUGAAUUUAGCAUGAAGGUGAUUAAACAGGAUGCUUCAAAAGGAAUUGCACACAUCUACUUGUUUGCUCCAGAGAAUUUCCCAGACAUGGAUCGUAGCAUCAAUAGGCAGAUCAAAAAUGCAGACUUGUGGAAGCAUCAAAAAGAUGUUUUCUUGAGUGUGGCUCCCAGUGGGACCAGCUUCACAAAAGCUGUAGGUGAUGCUGUUCCAGCUCUCCAGUUACCUAGUGGGAAGCUGGAGAAGAGUUUCCCUGAUUCAGGCAGAGAGCCCGGCAGUACAGUGUCCAGCAUGGAGAUGCCGCCCCCUCUACCCUUGCCAAAGCCUGGUGACCUCAUGGAUAUCUACGUCUCGGUGGCCUGCCAUCCCGGUCAUUUCGUUGUCCAGCCUUGGAAUGAGCUAAACAACCUGUAUGCCCUAAUGGAAGAAAUGAUCUUGUACUACAGCAGGGCAGAAGAGAAACCUGUGACCAUUGAAAAAAAUAAGCUGUAUGCAGCUAAAAUUGGAGAUGAGUGGUACAGGGUCAUAAUAAAAGGGAUUCUUAGAAAUGGGUUUUUGUCAGUGUAUGAGCUGGACUAUGGCAAACAUGAGUUUGUCAGCGUAGGGAAAGUACAGCCACUCCUGGAUACGUUCAGAAGACUACCUUUCCAAGCUAUCACAGCUCAGCUUGCAGGAGUGAAAAACCAGCAGUGGUCAGAAGAGGCAUCAAUAGUGUUUCGGAAUCUGGUAGAGAAGAAACCUUUUGUGGCACAGAUACAGGCAGUUAAUGACAGCACUAACUCUUGGGAUCGAAAAAUAGUGACUUUUCUUGUGGACACAUCUCUUCCACAUAUUGAUACAUGGAUUCAUGAUUUUGUGUCUCAGAGUCUUGUGGAAUUUUCAAAGGGUGAUUAAUCAUCACUUCUGCAAUGUAGCAGCUUAGCAAUAAAAUGAGUAACAGGCUUUGAAGAGCAGUAUAACUACUACAUGGCCUUUAAGACAUAAUGGGGAUAAAACUGAAAAAUCUGUGUUUGUUUAACAAGUUUGGAUUCUGUUGACUUCAGUUGACUUUCUGAAAAUUUUAACGUUGUUUACCAUUGUAAUGCUAGAAUAUUUGAGUUAAAUUAUUUUAAAAGUUAUUUAUCAAUAAAACAAUGUUCA
Messenger RNA from Zonotrichia leucophrys gambelii, 8171 nucleotides. It is a transcript of the gene TDRD7, whose product is annotated as tudor domain containing 7. The transcript is spliced from 17 exons. Gene Ontology annotation, cellular component: P granule. The record is from RefSeq and is a predicted model, not a curated record. Bases 4563 to 7925 code for a protein of 1120 amino acids. NCBI's taxonomy places the organism in Eukaryota, Metazoa, Chordata, Aves, Passeriformes, Passerellidae. Gene Ontology annotation, biological process: lens fiber cell differentiation; spermatogenesis; piRNA processing.